Molecule: messenger RNA, 10994 nt
Organism: Plutella xylostella (diamondback moth)
Lineage: Eukaryota; Metazoa; Arthropoda; Insecta; Lepidoptera; Plutellidae
Gene: ds
Product: dachsous cadherin-related 1
Biological process (GO): homophilic cell-cell adhesion
Cellular component (GO): cell-cell junction; plasma membrane
Molecular function (GO): calcium ion binding
Source: RefSeq, a predicted model, not a curated record
GCGCGCUCGCCAGUACCCUGGGAGCCUGCGGCGCGCACGGUCCCUGCGCACGCGCCGGUCACAAAACCCACAAGAUACUUUUCAAAUUUUCUCCCUUACAGUGUGUGAUAAACUGUUCGUUACCGUGCCUAACAAGGAUUGCAGUGCUUUCAGUGAUAACGAAACGAAUAGCUCUAACGAAACGUGUUUUACAACUUGGAUUUAGUGCCGUAUAAUGUUCUGAAUGUUGUUAGCGAACGUAUUUGUGAAGUGUUGAACGGUUUCGGAGAUUAGGUGUAGUGACAAUGUGCGUGCGGUGAGGCCCGGCGAUGGCGCGCGCGCUGCUGCUCGUGCUCGUGCUCGCGCUCGCGCUCGCGGCGGCCGAGCACGUGCGGGACUUCGCCGUGCGGGAGAACGCCCGCGCCGGCGCGCUGGUGGGCCACCUGGGCGACGAGCUGCCCGACGCCGCGCCGCCCUACACCAUCGUGCCCGUGCCCGGCAGCGCCGUCAACGACGACCUCCGCAUAGACCCGCACACCGGCGAGAUACGGACCAAAGUGCCUCUUGAUAGGGAGAAUAGGGACCACUACGCGCUCGUCGCCAUCCCGGCCAGUGGGGACAACAUCCGUGUAGUGAUACGGGUGCUGGAUGAGAACGACAACGCGCCCGCCUUCCCCGCGCCCGUCAUGAAUGUCGAGUUCUCCGAGAACACGCCCCGGGACGUGAAGAGGAAGCUCAACCCGGCGCGCGACCGCGACCUGGGCGCGUUCAACACGCAGCGGUACAACAUCGUGGCCGGCAACACCGACGCCGCCUUCCGCCUCUCCUCGCACCGCGAGCGCGACGGCGUCCUGUAUCUAGAUCUACAAAUCAAUGGCUUUUUAGAUAGGGAAACAACGGAUCAUUACGAACUAGUGAUAGAGGCUCUAGAUGGUGGCACGCCGCCUUUGCGCGGGACAAUGACUGUGAAUAUCACAAUCCUAGAUGUCAACGAUAAUCCGCCCGUGUUCGCGGAAAGCGUUUAUUCAGCCUCUAUCGCGGAGAAUGCCACCGUGGGCACUCCUAUUCUAAAAGUCUCCGCUACCGAUAAAGAUUCUGGUGAAAAUGGACAGAUCGAGUAUUCGAUAAAUAGAAGGCAGAGUGAUAAAGAGAAUAUGUUUAGGAUCGACGCCGAAACAGGGGAGAUCACUGUGAACAAAGCUCUAGAUUUUGAAACAAAGGAGCUGCACGAAUUAGUUGUUGUCGCGAGAGAUAAAGGGGCGCAAACAUUGGAGACAACAGCUUUUGUUUCGAUCCGAGUGACGGAUGUGAACGACAACCAGCCCACAAUAGACGUGAUCUUCCUGAGCGACGACGCGACGCCGAAGAUAUCGGAGUCCGCGCAGCUCGACGAGUUCGUCGCUCGCAUCUCCGUCCACGAUCCCGACUCGAAGACCGAAUACUCUAACGUGAACGUAACUCUGAGCGGAGGCGACGGCCACUUCGAUUUGCGCACGCACGAUAACAUAAUCUACUUAGUAGUAGUUGCGUUGCCUUUAGACCGUGAAUCCCAGUCGUCCUACACGUUGAACGUCGUCGCGACAGACAAGGGCUCGCCGCCGCUGCACGCGUCGCGCAUCAUCAGUCUGCGAGUGACUGAUGUGAACGACAACUCUCCUGUGUUCACGGAGCUAGAAUACAAGGCUAGCGUGCCUGAAGCGGCGGCGCCCGGCACGCCGGUGGUGCAGGUGUCAGCGACGGACGUGGACGAGGGGGAAAACGCGGAUAUUCGGUACUCUUUGCUCCCGACCGCGCAGUCAGAGUGGUUCACCAUCGACGAGCGGUCAGGGUUAGUGACGACACGUGCGCGGGUGGACUGCGAGACCAACCCGGCGCCGCGGCUGACGGUGCUGGCGCGGGACGGGGGCGCCCCCGCGCUGUCCGCCACCGCCUCGCUGGUGGUCACGGUGCUGGACGUCAACGACAACGAGCCCAUCUUCGACCAGUCCUUCUACAACGUCACCGUGCCCGAGAACGAGGCCGUCGGCAGCUGCAUUUUAAAGAUGUCAGCCAUCGACCCUGACUGCGGCGUGAACGCUAUCGUCAACUACACGCUCGGGGACUCCGCCGGCCGCGGCCAGUUCAGCAUCAGCGCCGACUCGGGCGAGCUGUGCGUCGCCGCUCCGCUGGAUCAUGAGCUGAGUGCCGAGUACGAGUUCCCGGUCGUUGCUACUGAUCGCGGCGGUCUGUCGACCACGGCCAUGGUGAAGAUCCAGCUGCUCGAUAUCAACGACAACGUCCCGGCGUUCACUACGAGAGACAACAGCGUGUCUCUGAAGGAAGGACGCAUCUCCUCGGCCGAGCCUAUCGUGGCCGUGUCUGCGGCAGACGCCGAUGGGGGGCGGUACGGAGCCGUCACGUACCGGAUCAUAAACGGAAACGACAACGACGUGUUCCGCAUCGACCGCGCUAGUGGCGAGAUCUUCGUCACGAAGCCGGCGCUCAUCCAGGCCAACUCCAAGUUCGAGCUGGAGGUGUCCGCGACGGACGGCGGCGGGCUGUCCGCGCCGCAGUCCGCGCGCGUCCGCGUCAACGUGAUGCCGGCCGGCGUCGGGUCCGUCUUCGACAAGCCCCGAUACAACUUCCGAGUUAGAGAAGACGUGAGGAGCGGCACCGUCGUUGGCAACCUCAAACCCGCAUCCACUGAAAGAGGUAAACAAUCAGUCCGCUACUCCAUCGUGUCCGGAGACUUCGACCGCCACUUCACCAUCGAACCGAUGACCGGCUCCAUCCGGACCUCGUCGCAGCUGGACCGAGAGAUCAAGGCGUCUUAUCUGCUUAAUGUUCAAGCUGCAACGGGCAACUCUCAGAACUAUGAUCAGACUCAGGUCUCAAUAAUAGUGGAAGACGUGAACGACAACGCGCCCGAGUUCACAUCAGCAAUGCCAGUGAGAGUGUCAGUAGCUGAGUCCACGGCCAUAGGAUCCGUAGUAUAUGCAGCCAGAGCCACAGAUGUGGAUGAAGGAAAGAACGGACAGCUGACGUAUGCUCUCCUUUCUGCCAGUGGACCCCCGAAUACGUUUGGCGUGAACUCACAGCAUGGCUUAGUGACUUUGCUGAGGCCUUUGGACUAUGAGAACUUAGUGAAGCACACUCUACUUAUAACAGUGAAGGACAAUGGAACUCCGUCUCUAAGUGCCAACUUGACUCUGGUGGUGGAUGUCCAGGACGUCAAUGAUAAUGCCCCGGUGUUUGAACAUGAUUCCUACAACGCCAAUAUCUUGGAAUCUGAAGCUGUUAACACAAAGAUUCUCGAAAUCCAAGCAAUUGACAAAGACACAGGCAACAACGCAAGAAUCACCUACCGCAUCGUGCCAGAAAACAAUACCAUCGAUGACUUCUUCGGAGUGCACCCAAACACUGGCUGGGUGUACCUCGCCAAACAACUAGACCGAGAGACAUCUUCUGUUCACAAAAUGACUCUGACUGCCACGGAUAAUGGUAUCCCGCCCUUGUCAGCUACGGCUCGGCUGGUUAUUAACAUCAUAGACGCAAAUGACAACGAUCCAAUAUUUUCUAAAGCGUCGUAUGAAUUCAAAGUUGAGGAGAAUAAGGAGGCUGGAGCGGUUGUCGGGAGGAUCUCGGCUAAGGACGCAGAUUUGGGUGACAACGCCGCUCUGAGAUACAGCCUCUUUCCUACAAACACCAGCUUCAACGUUAAUCCGGUUACAGGUGUAAUCACAACAAAAGAGAGAUUGGACCGUGAAUUCAAAGCAUCGUACGCCGUAUUCGCUGAAGCUAAGGAUCAAGGAACGCCUGCUAGGUCUAGCAGAGUUCCAGUCCUGAUACAAAUAACAGAUGUUAAUGAUAAUUCUCCAGAAAUUAUCGAUCCUAGAGAAGAUGUGGUCAGCGUCAGAGAGGAACAGCAACCUGGCGCAGAAGUAGCCAGAGUGAAAGCAAUCGACAGAGAUAAUGGUGUUAACUCUUCUCUCACUUACUCAAUAUUAAAUGAAAGAGACUCUGAUGGAUUCGGAGUAUUUGUCAUUGAUUCCAAAACUGGCGUCAUUAAAACCAGCACAGUUCUUGAUCAUGAAGAAAGAUCUAUUUAUCGCCUAACAGUAGCAGCCACUGAUGGUGGAAAACCACCAAGACAAACUGUACGGCAGUUGAAAGUGGAAGUGUUGGACUUAAAUGAUAACAGACCUACAUUUACAAGCUCGAGUUUAUCUUUCAAAGUGAAGGAAGACGCUAUAAUUGGUCAUAUUGUGGGCGCAGUUGCUUGUUGUGAUAGCGACAUUCAAGAAAACUUGGUGAAUGGUGACAAUGAAAAACACAUUUCUUAUUUACUAAUGCCGAUUACCAGCGAUCACCAUCCUGGCACGUUUGAAAUUGAUAGACGCACUGGGUCUCUGGUAGUUGCUCGACAAUUAGACAGAGAAAUGCAAGACGAAUACAGACUAGAAGUCAGAGCUUUAGAUACCUCAUCAACAAAUAACCCUCAGAGUAGUGCGGUCACUGUUAAAAUUGAAAUAAUUGAUGUGAAUGACAAUGCACCACAGUGGGCUGAAGACCCUAUCACAAUCAAAAUUUCAGAAGUCACACCUUUAGGAAGUAUUGUUUAUAAUUUUACUGCCAGUGAUGCCGAUACGGGCAGUAAUGGAGAGUUGAAUUACGAGAUAACAUCAUCAUUACCAGCUAAAUCCCCCGUAUUCACAAUAGACCCUCUUACAGGAUCUCUCACUCUUACGUCCCAUUUAGACUAUGAGAGUUUGAAAGAAUACUGGCUAACUGUAAGAGCCACUGAUAUGGCGCCUAAUGUUGUAGAGAGACAGUCGUCGGCAGCGACAGUUCAUAUUAUAGUCACAGAUGCUAAUGAUAAUGCACCUAUUUUUGUAUCAGCUGCCAAAGCUUCUGUCUCCUUGAAUACACUUACUGGAACUAUUUACCAAGCUUUAGCUGUAGAUGCGGACUCUGGGGAGAAUGGAAAAGUUUCAUACUCAAUUUCAAACAGCAAAAAUGAUGCUUACUUUACCAUGGAACACGAUACAGGAAAACUAUUACUGUCUAAAAAGGUUUCUUCUGAAACAUCUAAAGUGAAACCCGGACUCUAUAAACUGAAUUUGACAGCAUCUGAUCAUGGUUCUCCAUUUCCAAGAAUGAGUCAUAUGCUGCUGACACUGAACUUACUAGAAUCAACAAAUGUACCUCCAAGAUUUACACAAGCAUUUUACAAAGCUAAUAUUAGUGAAGAUAUUAGACCUGGUAGUUUUGUUACCAGAGUAUCAGCCAAAUCAUCACGAGGUGAAAAUGGUAACUUGACAUAUUUUAUUCCAACCGGAGUAGCAGACGGCAAAUUUACUAUUGAAGAAAAACGAGGCACUAUUUUUGUGACAAGUAAAAUAGAUAGAGAACAAAAGGACACAUACGUCGUACCAGUUUAUGUAACUGACUCUAGCACCUUUCAGUCGUCAAACUUUGAUGUCACUAUUGUUACCAUUAAUGUCCUUGAUGUAAAUGACAAUCCACCUUCCUUUAAACAAGGAUCUUGUUACCCACUAUCGGUUCCUGAAAACAAUGAUCUUGGCGUUAUACAUACGGUUACAGCAACGGACAACGAUAUUGGAGCUAAUGCUCUAAUAACUUACAGUAUCAUAUCUGGAAAUAAUGGAAACAGAUUUUACAUAGAUCCAUCGUCAGGCCAGCUUUCAGCAAGGACAUUAGAUAGAGAAACACAAUCAAAAUAUUAUCUUACGAUUACUGCCUAUGAUCACGGUAAUCCUAUCGCCCUCCAAAAAUCAUGUAAUUUAACAGUCAUAGUUGAAGAUCAGAAUGAUAACGAUCCUGUUUUCGACACCGGUCAUUAUUCAGCAAUGAUUCCCGAAGACGCCGCAAUAGAUACAUCUGUAAUAAAAGUACGAGCUACUGAUGCUGACUUAGGAUUCAAUAAACGUAUUGUUUAUUCUUUAGCAAAUGAAAGUCAAGGGCUGUUUAGAAUUGACAACAAAAGUGGCAUCAUAUUUACUACCGGAAAUUUCGAUCGCGAAAAACGAGACAAAUACCAUUUUGAAGCUGUUGCAACAGAUGAAGGCCGUUACAUUGCCCGAUCACAAAGAGUUUCUGUUGAAGUUUCUAUUAAUGAUGUCAAUGAUAAUAAGCCAAUUUUCACUAAAUACCCAUUUUCUGAACAAGUUGCAACUUUGACACCUCCCGGACAAAGUCUACUCAAAGUCCAAGCAACCGAUACCGACAUAGGAACAAACUCCGAAAUCUUGUACGAAUUAGUCGAUAUCUCAAAUCACAAGUUUCGAAUAAACCCAACUACAGGUGUUCUUACUGCAACGCAGAGCUUAGCAAGUGAAAAUGGUAAAUUGAUUCAUCUCAAAGUCUUAGCCAAAGAUAAGGGUAACCCUCCACAAAGCUCGAUUGGACUUAUAGAAAUAAGAGUUGGUGACUUUUCCGACCAAACACCUAUGCUUCACUUCCAAAACGCUACAUACAAUAUAUCUAUACCCGAGAACCUUCACUAUGGGAAAGAAGUUAUGCAAGUAACCGCAGUAAGAAGUGAUGGAAGGCGACAAAGAAUAAUUUAUGAGUUUGGAAGUGGAAACGAUCAGUACGCUUUUGACAUCGAUUCCAAUACAGGCGUUAUUCGAGUCAACAAUUCGGCAAAUCUAGACUACGAAUCUUUCCCGGGACCCAAAAGGAAAUUCGUUGUCGUGGCUCGAACAGAAGGAUCUCCUGUUUUAUACGGAUACAGUGAAAUUACUGUAAAUCUUUUGGACCAGAAUGACAACGCUCCCCGAUUUACGCAACAGCAAUAUAUUGCAAACGUACUCGAAGGAAAUACCAAAGGGGAAUUUGUUGUGCAGCUGUCUGCUAAGGACAGCGACCAAGGUGCAAACGCCAGGAUCUUAUACCACAUUGUAGAUGGUAACCACGAUAACGCCUUCAUAAUUGAGCCGGCUUUUUCCGGAUCUGUGAAGACAAACAUAGUGCUGGAUAGAGAAAUCAGGGAAACCUACAAAUUAACAGUGAUUGCGACUGAUGAAGGUGACCCACAAAUGACUGGAACAGCUACACUGCGAAUUAAUGUUGUCGAUAUCAAUGAUAACCAGCCUACAUUUCCCCCACCAAAUGUGAUUUCAGUAUCUGAAGGCACUGCAGUCGGGACUGUGCUCACUUCGGUUACUGCCAAUGACGUCGAUACAUACCCUGCGCUCCAGUACAUUAUAACAAAAGGAGAUGACAAGUUUUCCAUCGACCGCUACAGUGGAAAAGUUGUACUAAAUGGUCCACUAGAUUAUGAAAGUGAGAACAUUUAUCACAUCAAUGUGACUGCUUCGGACAGCGAGCACAUCGCACAAACAACCCUAACUGUUAAAGUUACUGAUGUAAACGAUCACGCUCCUGAAUUUGACGAGAAUUCGUACUACAGAGUUUUGCCUGAAGGCAGCGGUGUCCAAGAGAUCGGUUCCCUCAGCGCGAAAGACAAAGACAGCGAAGACAACGGAAAGAUCAGUUUCUCCCUCUUGCACCCAGUCAAGGGUUACUUCAUCGACGCGACCUCUGGCGUCAUCUACGUGAACUACAGUUCCUUGCCAGAGAAGCACAGAGACACGCAGCUGGCCGUGGUGGCGACGGACCACGGGAAGCCGAACCGGAGUGCGGUGGCGGCCGUCAAGAUCAGCGCCGGCGCGUCGUCUGAGAUCAAGCCGUUCAUUGGACAGGAUACUUACAGAAUUACGGUGAACGAAGACAUGGAAAAGGGAUCUUCACUUCUUCAGAUUGGAGGCAUUAACGACAUCGUGAAAAAGUACAAUCUCGAAUUUCACAUAAUAUCGGGAAAUGAAGCGGAGUCUUUCGAUGUUUCUUCGGACGGUGCUCUUCUAUUGGUCAAGAAAUUAGACAGAGAGACGCAAGAUUCCUUCGUUCUGGGACUAGCUGCCGUGGAGCAGGGAAAAGUUCUAUCGUACAACCAGAACAAAACAUCAAUUACCAUAUUCGUGACAGUGGCAGAUUCCAACGAUAACGCACCAGUGUUCUUAUCAAAAGACUUUGAACUAACUGUGAGCGAAGAUGUCAAAAUUGGCUACACAUUAAUUCAAAUGUCAGCAACUGAUGCUGAUUUGUAUGGAACACCGAACUCUGCAAUCACGUACAAUAUUACUUCUGGAGAUGAUAAGGGACUGUUUUACAUAGAACCACGUACAGGUGUAAUAACUGUCAAUAAAACACUAGAUUACGACACAAGUAAUACACAAUAUAAACUUAUAAUUAUAGCUUGUGAUCAAGGAUUGCCCGCAUUGUGCAAUGCAGCUUACAUAAAACUGGAAAUAAUUGAUGAAAAUGACAACACUCCAACAUUCCCUGUAACUGAGUAUUUCGAAACCAUUGCGGAAAAUGAAAGAGUUGGGACAUCUGUAUUUACAGCAAGAGCUACUGAUUUAGACCGGGGACGCUAUGGAAAACUAAAUUAUUCUAUUUCAUCUUCGUCGCACAACAGAAACGACGAUUCUUGGAAAAUGUUCCAAAUUGAUUCAAGUUCUGGUUUAGUAAAUACAAACGCUGUGUUUGAUUAUGAACAGAAAAACAAAUAUGAAUUUUCAAUUAAAGCUUCUGAUAUUGGCGGUAAAAGCUCAACAGUGAAAGUAAGAAUCGAUAUUGAAAGUCGUGAUGAAUUUUAUCCUCAAUUCACGCAAAAGACCUACAACUUCCCUGUGCCAAAAACUGGAGCAUUACCAUCAGGUUAUACGAUAGGUCGAGUCACAGCCACUGACCGAGACAAGGGAAUCGAUGGAAGAAUAGUUUAUCAGCUUUCAACUUCACAUUCAUAUUUCAAAAUAAAUAGAACAACCGGCGUUAUAAUUGUCAAGAAAAAGGCAGAUAGUGUCGAAACUCUGUUUGGUUACGAUAAAUCUAUAAGCCUGGUGGUUACAGCAAGUUCAGGAAGACAAGGAUCUUUAACAAACAAGACUGCAGUAGAAAUAUCAUUAGAUCCCCUGGGAGUUAUAGUGGAAGUACCACCAGAAGGAAAUGCCGCUGUGGCUGCAAAUGGAGGCCUUUCAGACUGGGCACUAGGACUGCUAAUAUGUUUUAUAUUUAUCAUCAUAAUAUUUGCUGCUGCAUUCUUAUUCCUUCACAUGAAAAAUAAGAGGCACAAGAAGGUUAAUAAACCUGGUUUGAAUUCUGAAGGAGUUGGAGCCACAAAUAGUUACGUAGAUCCAAGCGCUUUCGACACAAUACCUAUAAGAAAUACUGCUCCGGGUGCAAGUCAGUUUGCUCCACCUCGAUAUGAUGAAAUCCCACCGUACGGACCGCACACUGCGAGCUCAAACUCUGGAGCAGCUACAACCUCUGAACUCUCUGGCUCAGAUCAGUCAGGUUCAAGUGGCAGAGGCUCCGCGGAAGACGGCGAAGAUGGCGAAGACGAAGAAAUUAGGAUGAUAAACGAGGGCCCGCUACAAAGAGAUUCAUUGCAUCGUCAGAACAAUGGCGUUGAAGAUGAUAAUCUUUCCGAUGUUUCAGUUCACAAUACUCAGGAAUACUUAGCGAGGCUCGGUAUUGUUGACACAGGGGCCGGUGGAGGGGCUUCUACAUCAUCAAGAAGAUGUUCAGAAAAUGUAACUAACAAAGAUCCAAUUCUUCAUCAUGGCACUAUAGAUCCUAUCCAUAUGUUCGAUGAAGACGCGGCACAUGAAAACGAUAUUACUAACCUAAUUUAUGCAAAAUUAAAUGAAGUGACGGGCAGUGAGCGAGCGAGUAGCGCAGACGAGGCCAGUGCAGCAGUAGAUAGAGCCAUGGCUUUAGGGGCAUUCCCAAGUGCUCCCGGGGAGAACACAGCAGUCCCAACUCAGGGACCGUCCAUGACAGGUAGUUUAAGUUCAAUUGUACAUUCAGAAGAGGAACUAACCGGGAGUUACAACUGGGAUUACUUAUUAGAUUGGGGUCCACAAUACCAACCCUUAGCCCAUGUAUUUUCUGAAAUAGCCCGACUGAAAGAUGACGCUGUAUCACUUCAAAGUGCCAACAGUGCUGCAUCUAGCGCUAAAAGUAAGGGGACAUCUUUACCUGGGGGCAAGAGUGUUCCUCCGCCAUUACUUACUACAGUGGCACCUCGGAGCUGUCCAGCUCCUUCGUUGUCGUGUCGGCAACCACAGCACUUACUUCCUCGGUCUCCUAUAAGCCACGAUGUGCCAGGAGGCUUUUCUGCGGCGGCUGCCAUGUCACCGUCUUUCUCCCCUUCUCUAUCACCUUUAGCGACUAGAUCGCCCUCAAUGUCGCCGUUGGUCGGCCCUGGCUUACCACCUAUUCCUGCUAACAGAAAAUCUGCGCAUUCGACUCUAAGAUUAUAAAUACGUUCUAUGCUAGGUGUAAAUAUGUGACUGUCUCGCUCUAAGUAUUGAUAUUAGGAAUAUUUAUUCAAGUGAAUGCCGAUGUGAUCGGUAUUAGUAUUUCAUUAUGUAUCAUUUUGUGCAUGUCAUUUUAUAACUGAAAAGUCUGCCCUGAAUAUGCUCAAAGUGAUUUUAAGCGCUUAUUACCGAUUUUUCCGGUAAAUGUAAAUAUUGUUUUAAAUCGGGUUUAACUUAAUCUUUGUAAAUAUUAAAUUGUUUGUCCUUACUUGUGUAAAAUAUAAAAUAAAGACUGCCAUGUUAAUGUAUUUUUAAUAUAAAACGAAUCAGCUUUACUGUAAGCUAUAAGGUUUAUAAAAUAUAACGAUGUGUACGAUUUAUUUCUUCUUGGCAUUUAUAUUGCAUCCUUAAUACAGUAUUUAGCAUUGAUUAAAUUGUUUCCAAACAUGAUUUUAAUAUUUUAAGUCUACGAUUAACAAUUUGUAUAGAUGAACUUGCAUAAAUCUAAUUGUAUUUCUUUGACACUGUGAUUUUCGUCUAAGUACAUUCGGAAAUGUUAGCUAUUAGCGAAAUAAUGUAAAUAAUUCUGUUUAUAGAAAAUCUUUAAUUAUAAGAUAAAACGACUGUCCUCAGAACAACAUAUUGUUUAUAAAUAAAAAGGAAAAAUAAUAAAAUUUUAAAAAUUAA